CUGUGGUUUUCUCUUAUUCCACGGCACCUCUCUCUGACAUAUUCCCAGCUGCUUUCUCCCGGUUAUACCUGAUACACGUUGCUGCUAACUCGUGUUUGUGUACAUUAUACUUACAGUGUCCAUCCACUUAUUAUUAUUGUAUCCUGUCGUGUGCAGUGAAAAGCGUGACUCUCUACACAUGUGAUAAUCGUUGGUGAAAACAAUUUGUUUUGGUUUUUUAAUUUUCAUUACAUUUGAUGUUACUCGAGUCCAGCGUCCGGAAGAAUAACGCUAUACGGAAGCAGCACGAUGAGCGACGCCGACGCCUGGGCUCCCGUCCAGGAGCACGAUUUCUCCGGCUUCUCCGCCACCGACACCUUUGGCAUCAACGAUAUGACCGGCUUCGAUGAUUUAUUGUCGAAUUGUGAAAAUGAUCUGCUGAACAAUGAUAAUUUGUUCAGUGAUGAACAUCUGUUGGAACUCGAUGAUUCUUCUCUGCCUAUGGAGGAAGGAGAUUUGGAGUUCAAUCUUUUUAAUACUUCAAGUUCGGAAGAGAUGAAAGUGAAUCCAAUUUUCCAAGAACCCAUCAAUACCAAACCAAAUAUUGCUGUGUUGACGAUACCAGCGCAACAAAUACAAUGUCAACAGCCCAGUCAAGUGGAGACGAGUGUUAAUUUACAGCAACAACAACCACUUUCCCAGGUAACCCAGGUGGCACCGGAAAAAAUUGUGCAAGCACCGACUGUUCAGGCGCAAGCUGUUUUUGGCUCACAUUAUACCAUUUCUCCAAACAUAAACUUCAACGUUCAAUCGUCACCUGUGGUUACCUUGGCACCUGUAUCCGCGCAGCAGAGACAGUUGCUGUUACCGGCUAAGCUUAUUAAAUCCGAGCCUAUUGUUUAUUCUGGAACAUCACAAGCUAUAAACACUGCACCUGUGCAGCAUCAAAUUCACACUCUAGUAAAUACCUGCAAUGGCACUGUUCUUGCUACAGGAAUUCCUCUUGUAUUGGACACGGACAAAGUUCAAAUAAAUAGAAUAAACACAAGUACCCAUGUAGCUGUUCCAAAAGUCAAGGAAGUUAAGCGUAGUGCUCACAACGCAAUCGAGAGACGGUAUCGCACGUCGAUAAAUGAUAAAAUUAUCGAGCUCAAAAACAUUGUCGUUGGGGUUGACGCUAAGCUCAACAAAUCGGCGAUUCUACGAAAAACAAUAGAUUACAUCAGACAUCUUCAGAAUUGCAAUUCGAAAUUGAAAUCGGAAAACGCGACGUUGAAAAUGUCAGCACAGCGUCACAACGUUCGCGACAUGCUCGUGUGCGGUGAAUUGACGCCUCCGUGUUCCGAUACCAGCGAGCCGUCUUUGUCACCGGCACCUGCGCCCUUAUCGCCACCCUCGCCUCCGCCUCCAACUAUCAAGGAGGAGCCGGAGGUCUUGCAGAAUAUACACAGACCUACAGCUCCCACAAACAAGGGUAUGACCGAUCACACCCGCGUCUCGCUCUGUGCAUUCCUCUUUAUCUUCUUAGCCUUUAAUCCGCUUGGACUUGUCAUGAACAGUAUGAGUAAAUUCAAUUAUGAUUACAAAUUGAAUUACGAGGGAAGAACAAUUCUAGAAUAUAACAGAGAUACACCGGAUUCCGAGCCAAACGUUUGGAGUAGUGUAUUUUUGUGGCUCACUAAUGUACUACUCCUUGCUUUUGGUUUAUACAAAUUAUUACUACAUGGUGAUCCUGUGCUACCAGCCGACAAUACGGUAUCCGUGGAACUACACCGUUGGCGACGUCAAGCCGAGUUUAACAUGUCCAAGGACGACUACGAACAAGCCUAUCGAGAUCUCCACAAGUGCCUCCAGUACUUUUCGCAUCAUCUGCCGCUUACGCGCAUGGAGGUUUUCUUCGCGACCGUGUGGCAGAUGUUUCGUCAGCUCUUGCAUCGCACUUACAUCAGCAGACUGGUGUCAUUCUUUGGUAAAAAGAUCGCCGACAAGUCCGAAAAGUACUUGGCCGAGUUAUCGGCUAUGGAGAUGGCCAUUGUCUACGAGCAUAUUUUGUGUCUCAAGUUGUCCCGUGGCUCGAAGAAUUCCCUGGUGCACGUAGCUUUGUCCGCUGUUAACUACGCGGAAGCUUCCGGCGAGACCAUUCCUAAAUCAAUGCUGGCCGAGAUCUACGUGAACGCGGCGCUCUGUUUCAAGCAAUCGCGUUUCCCGAUAGUUCACAAAUUUUACUUCAACAAGGCUCGCAAUCUGUUGGCUUCUUGCGUCGUGCCGCAGAAGCUCAAGUGGAUCGUCGACGACGAUGCUAUGCGCUUCCUAGUCUCGCAGAAGUGGAGCUACGGUCAGAAAGAAGAGAGCGACUUUACUCAGCAAAAUAACAAGUCGGACCCCCUGUCAUAUGCUUCCAGAGCUUACAGGGAACAUCUUAUUAGCCAAGGCUUGAGAUUAUUGGCGGGUACAGUUGGCGAGGCUCACUCGUCGGGAUUGCUCGAUAUUUCCCGGAAAAUCAUGGUUUCGGCCCAAGUUGACUUGUGCAUUUGCAGUGAGGAAAAAGUUGGAGUUACCAAAGUUGAAGAUGAAAUCGGAUUGUGGUGGGGCGCCGCAAUGUGCGUCGCGGCCAGCUUCAGAUUGGGUGAGGAGGAUUCGGACGCAUGGAACAUUGUCGAGGGCAAAUUUCCAUUCGAAAAAAGUUCGCAAUCAGGCAACAAAAAUCCACUACCCCACGCUGUGCUUUUCCUUUUGCAAUUGAUGAGAUUACCGUCGAAACGAAUGGCGAUGCGUCUCAUCGAUCAAGCUAGCAUGUUCUUGGAGCACUCGACCGUUUACUACAACUGCAAACAGCAGUCAUCUCAAAAUGUUUUGCUCACUCAACUGUGGGUAUGCGAUUGGCUGUUGGAAGUGAGGACUCAACUAUGGGAGGAAGUCAAAGGAGACAUAAAAAAAUCCGCCGUCAACCCCAUUUUGGUCGGCUUUCAGCGAGACCUGGCCUGCAUGAGACAAAUUUGCCAGCAUAUACCAUCCGUUUUACCGCGAAUCUUCUUGUACGAGGCAACGGCCAGGAUAAUUGCCGGAGCCACUCCAGUGAAGACGCAAAUUCUGCUGGAUCGUAGCCUGCACCAUCGCAACUCCCGGAGCUCGGUGAUCUGUGGGAAGGACCGAUCCAACGAGCACGGAGGUGGCGAGCGCGAGCAUGCCGCGGCUCUGUGUCUGGCUUGCCGGCACUUACCGGUACUUUUAUUGGCAUCUCCGGGCGAGCGUGCAGGUAUGCUCGCCGAGGCGGCCAAGACGCUUGAACGCAUUGGCGACCGCAAGAGGCUACAGGAGUGCUACGAACUCAUCAGGCAACUCACGCCGACGAUAUCAUCCAACUGAGUUAGUCUUAAAAGCUUAAUUAUUAUUAUCUUUAUUAUUAUGUUGUGUUUUUGUGGCAUUGAAAUUAUCGAUUGUGUCACUAAGCUUUUCUUUCAAUCGGCAAUUUCUUGUGGAGUCUACUUAUAAAGUAAUUUGCAGUGGACUUGAGUUACUAAAAGAACCAAUUUAUAUUUUGUUUCUACUUAUCAACAUAAAUCUCACUGAUAAAGAUCUUUAAGUUCGUUUUCAAGUAAGAUGUUCUUUUGUAUAUACAUGUAAAAUAGAAUCCCGUUAUAGUAGUGAUAUUAAUUUAUUAUUGUUUUUUUUUUUACAUGGGAA
This is a messenger RNA of Copidosoma floridanum, 3663 nucleotides long. Its product is annotated as Sterol regulatory element binding protein. Gene Ontology annotation, molecular function: RNA polymerase II cis-regulatory region sequence-specific DNA binding; DNA-binding transcription factor activity, RNA polymerase II-specific; protein dimerization activity. The record is from RefSeq and is a predicted model, not a curated record. Gene Ontology annotation, biological process: regulation of transcription by RNA polymerase II. Gene Ontology annotation, cellular component: nucleus. Lineage: Eukaryota; Metazoa; Arthropoda; Insecta; Hymenoptera; Encyrtidae.